UCAAAAAGUUGUUUAUAAUUGUUUAUCUCGGUUGUUGAUAAUUGUUUUCCUGUUUUUCAGAAUUAUGAAUGCUUCUUCAUUGGUUUUUAACGCUUUUACAUCUUGGUAAUGUUCACUGAUUUUCAAAGGCUUACCGGUAACGUUAUUGAUAUGAAACUAGUAUAGUAUUUUUAAUCAAGACUGGAUUAUCUUCAACUGCCUUUGGACGAACAGUCUGAAUAAAUCUACAUGAAAAAUGAAGGUGUUUAUGUCGGAAGAUAAUCUCUGCGCUCAGAACUUAUUGACUCUAGUAUCACACGGAAAUGCCAUAGUUGCUGAGAUAUUAAGGCUAAAGGACCAUAAACCCAGUGCCUACCUAUUAGAUAGUAAGGAUGUUGUCCAAAAGUAUCAGGAUGUCAUCAUGGACUUCAGUUACUUUAAAGUGGCUGAUGCUCAAGAAAAGAAAAUUAACGCCAGUGCUAAAUUACAAGAUUUGGAUGAUGAGCUAAAAGAAAAAUACUUAGAAAUAAUAAACAGAUUCUAUUUGCUUUUUGAAAAUAUUUAUCAAUACAUUGUAGAUCUUAACUCCUUUGUUGAUCAGCUACAUGAUAAUACCUUUAUCCAGCAAAAUAUUGAAACUGUUCUGAAGGACAUUGAAGGCAAACAGUUAUUGUGUGAGAGUUUAUACCUCUAUGGAGCUAUGCUCUUGUUGUGUGAUUUAUACAUUCCUGGUCCCAUGAGGGAAAGACUUCUUGUAGCAUUUUACCGCUACAGUACAAGCCAAUCACAAUCCAACAUAGAUGAUGUAUGCAAACUUCUGAGAGACACUGGAUUUGAUCAGCUUAAUGGGAAAAGACCUACAGAUUAUCCCAUUGAAUACUUUAGCCGUGUCUACAUUCGUCCUGAAUUUGUUGAGAAAGUUGUGGGUAAACUUCGGUCUGAAGACAUCUACAACCAACUGGCUGUUUAUACAAUUCCAGAGCAUCAGGCAUCAGCUUUGGGCACACAGGCGAGCAUGCUAGUUAUCUGUUUAUUCUUCACUCCCCAAUACCUACACACAGAUACAUCCAAAAUGAGAGAAAUAGUUGAUAAGUUUUUUCCCAGCAAUUGGGUCAUACCAGUUUAUAUGGGUGUAACUAUGAACAUUAUUGACUACUGGGAAAAUUUUAAAGCUGCUAAGUCUGCUCUGAGCAAUACAUGUAAUGGGAAAAUGAUUAAAGAAGUAUUUGCUAAAAGAGGAGGUUCAGUAUCAAUGCUGACAACUAAAACACACCAACUAUUAAAAGAAGGAACACUCACUGAUGAUUUUGUGUUGGAUAAUAUAAACAAAAUCAUAAACCUAUUGUUGAACUCCAACUUAGUAUUGAGGUGGCUCCUUCUACACAACACUGAUGUAACUUUCUAUGAUAACAAUAAAAAAAGUAAACAGCUCAGAGAGCUUGUUUUGAAGGAAUCAAAUUAUGAUCCUUUGAAAAUUUUGGAGCUUCUUGUAAGUACUGCAGAAUUGGAAUUGAAAGUCAGGGAGAUAUUGAAUAAAUUACUUGAAAAUAGGGAUUCUGCAUGGAAUACCAAUAAGGCUCUUGCUAUUGAAGCAGUGAAUAGUUUAUCAGAACUAUUUUCUGGAGCAAAACCUGUUGCUAAAAUACAAGAAAAUGAACAACUGAAACUUUGGUUUGAUAAUAUUGCUAAACAAAUUGCAUCUCUAGGUGAACCAACUUCAUCAAAAUCUAUCAAGAAAGUUACUCAAUUGUUACAAGCAUUAGACGAAGUCGAAGAAUUUCAUGGUAUAAAGAGUACUUCCACAAUUGUUCAGUAUCUGGCUGACAGUAAAGAUGCAUUAAAAAAUCUUCUGAGGACUGUAUCCUUAAAAGAAGAUUCCUUAGUUAAUUUGGAAACAAUUGCAGAUGUAAGCUAUGCUUGGUGCACAAUUGAUUUAUACACAAAACAUAUGCAAGAUAGCAUUAAAGAGAACCCAGCUGUCACCAGUAGGCUUAGGGCUCUGUUCCUAAAGUUAGCCAGUGCCAUGGAAAUACCACUACUCAGGAUAAAUCAAGCUCAUAGUGAUGAUUUGGUGUCCGUGUCACAAUACUACAGUAAUGAACUGAUUAAAUAUAUCCAAAAGGUAUUGCAAAUUAUACCAGAAAUGGUUUUCAAUAUCGUAGAGAAAAUAAUUGAUUUGCAAACUUGGGCAAUUAAAGAAGUGCCAACUAGAUUAGAAAAGGAAAGAUUGAGGGAUUAUGCACAACUAGAAGACAGAAUGGAAGUUGCGAGGCUGACCCACUCUGCAUCCACAUUCACCACAGGAAUUUUGGACAUGAGGUCAACAUUAGUCGGCGUAAUAAGAGUAGACCCUGCAGAGCUGUUGGAAGAUGGUCUGUUAAAAGAACUAGACAGACAUAUCAGUAAAAAGUUUGUUGAGUUUUUAGAACCUCAAGGGAAAAAAUAUCAACCAACAGCAAGUAAUUUGAUGGGCCGACUGCAAAAACUUGCUGAAAGUAUGGACGGUUACAGGCGAUCUCUAGAAUACAUACAGGAUUAUAUCAAUAUCCAUGGCUUACGAAUUUGGCAGAAACAGAUAACUGCGAUCAUUAAUGAAAGUGUAGCCAAGGAGAUAAGUUUCCGAAAGGGAGUUACAUUGUACAGCCCCUCGGCUGGCUUUAUGGGCAGUUUAGCUCGACAAAUACCGCAAUUGUUGGACGCUCGGAUUUGCACGUACGUUAACGUAUGCGCAGCCUGGUACGACGUAAAAACACAAAAUGAAAUAGUAAACAACAAAACCUUCGGAAAACUUAAUGAUGCCAUCGGAGUAGUAGGUCUUCAUGGAUUAGAUACCUUGUAUGGUUUCAUGGUAAAAAAUCAGAUGCAAAAUGUUCAAGACAUAUUCAGAUCCAGUCAAGACAAAAUUCUCUUGGGAAACAUAAGUGCUGAUAUGAAGGACAUUGACCAGAUUAUUACCAAAGGAUAUAAAACAUUCCAACAGUUAUCAGAUUUACUCGUUUUGAUUGGAACCUUACAAAUUAUAAGAAGGCACAUUGCUUAUCAGUUGAAUACAACUUGUAAAUUUGACUCUGCACAGUUGGAGGCUUCACUAAGGACUAUGAAUGAGUCUAUCAUUAACGAAUUAAAGAUAUCGGCUCAUUCUGACUCACAGCCAAAAGUAUCGUCACUACUUAUGCAAAAUCUGGAAGAGUAUUUAGUAAGAUGUGGUAUUUACGAACCAUAUGACAAAAUUUACGUGAAACAUGCACAGGAAUUACUGAACGCAGAUAUGGGUCGAAUUCUCGUUGUACUCUUGAUAUCACAAUUACCUAGAUUGCAACUGUGCCAUACAACAGGUGAUCUCAUAACGAGAAAAACAGGCGAUAAUAUAGAUGGGUACCCAUUAUUAGUGGGGAUCUACUCUCUUUUGCGGCAAAGUAAAACUGAUAAUGUUGACAUCUUUGUUGAUACUCUAUGCACGUAUGUAAGAAUAAAACAUGCAGAAUCACAUGACGCUGCUGCUAUUAUCAGGAUUCUACAAUUAUUUUCUGAAACAUUUAAUUAUCCAUUUAGUAAAUUGGAGGACAAGCUGCCUUUAAUAUUGCUUACACAUACACUCCAGAAAUAAAAUGAAUAUUUAAAGAAUUAUAAAUAUAUUGUAAUGUUAUAUUAUAUCUGAUUAUGUUUAAGAUUAAAGUAAUAUACAAUCAA
This is a messenger RNA of Helicoverpa armigera (cotton bollworm), 3669 nucleotides long. It is a transcript of the gene Strump, whose product is annotated as WASH complex subunit 5. The coding region runs from base 236 to 3586 and encodes 1116 amino acids. The transcript is spliced from 11 exons. Lineage: Eukaryota; Metazoa; Arthropoda; Insecta; Lepidoptera; Noctuidae. The record is from RefSeq and is a predicted model, not a curated record. Gene Ontology annotation, cellular component: WASH complex; endosome. Gene Ontology annotation, biological process: actin filament polymerization; regulation of actin nucleation; endosome organization.